UUUAAAGCCCUUUUUUUUAUUGCUACUUGGAUUUUCCGGUUUAGUUGGUCUUUUUUUCCAUUAAUUAAAACUACUUAUUCCCUGCUCAUCUCUUCCCUUUGAUCCAGAAGCUAUUUGAAUAUGGAAUAUAAAGAAUAUCACGAAAUCGAAUAUGACCACUAUGGUGGAGACAUCAUUAUUAGGUGUCCAUUUGAAAUGUGCCAUGCUAGAGUUAUACCACUCGCUACCGUUCGAGGUACUGAAAUUUUAAUCCAGAAUUCUCCGGAUAUGCUUCAAAUAAAAGAUAAUCAUGCUGUUCCCACUCCAACCAACGGUAAUAUACAAUUUUACAAAGUGAAUGACGUUUGGGAUUUUGAUAAUAUUGGAGUAUCAAAACCAGCCAAUGAUUUGAAACAGCCUAUAAUAAAAGAUAGCCAAGAUUCAGAACCAAUUGAAUUCAAAAUUGAAAGAUUGUUGGUUUGUAGUGAAUGUGAUAAAGGGCCUCUUGGUUUUGCUGGUCACCAAGACAAUAAUACCGAUGUCAAGAGCUUAAAAUACUUUUUAAGCUGUAAAAGUGUUUUAUAUGAAGUUAGAGAUUAAUCACCUAUUGUAUUGCAUUUUACUUCGACCCCGGUCGGGGCUUUAGAAUAAUUUCACUCGUCAGAAAAUGAUAUUAAU
Molecule: messenger RNA, 657 nt
Organism: Hyphopichia burtonii NRRL Y-1933
Lineage: Eukaryota; Fungi; Ascomycota; Pichiomycetes; Serinales; Debaryomycetaceae
Product: guanine nucleotide exchange factor
Exons: 1
Coding region: 121-579 (152 amino acids)
Biological process (GO): small GTPase-mediated signal transduction; post-Golgi vesicle-mediated transport
Cellular component (GO): cytosol; membrane
Molecular function (GO): zinc ion binding; guanyl-nucleotide exchange factor activity
Source: RefSeq, a predicted model, not a curated record